Messenger RNA from Alligator sinensis (Chinese alligator), 2623 nucleotides. RefSeq names its product DNA damage regulated autophagy modulator 1 (gene DRAM1). The transcript has 6 exons. Gene Ontology annotation, biological process: regulation of autophagy. NCBI's taxonomy places the organism in Eukaryota, Metazoa, Chordata, Crocodylia, Alligatoridae. The record is from RefSeq and is a predicted model, not a curated record. Bases 85 to 627 code for a protein of 180 amino acids. Gene Ontology annotation, cellular component: lysosome.
CUUGCAACUGUCAGUUAACUUUUUUUUUCCUCUUGUUUCAGUGACACAGGAACAAAACCUCCAGAGAGUGGCAUCUUUGGAUUUAUGAUUAACAUUUCAGCACUUUUAGGUGCAGUUACAAUGUACAUCAGAUAUUUAAUAGUAGAGAAGCAAAAAGAGUCAUCAGAUUGUGUUGGUUCUUUAUUUAACUUAAUUACACUAUGCAUUGGAUUGCUGGGCUGUAUUGGAAUGGGCAUUGUUGCAACUUUUCAGGAGCUAGCUGUUCCCAGCGUCCAUGAUGGAGGAGCUCUUAUGGCUUUUGGUGCUGGUGUGGUAUACAUUACACUUCAGUCCAUCAUCUCUUACAAAUCAUAUCCACAAUGGAGCAGCUGCUGUAUAUGUUACAUACGGAUAAGCAUCUCUGUAGUAUCGUGCAUAGCUGUCAUUCCCAUGAUUGCAUUUGCUUCACGAAUUUCUAUAACGAAAAUUGAUUGGAUUCCAGGUGAAAAGGGGUAUGUUUAUCAUUUUGUGAGUGCAAUCUGUGAAUGGACAGUGGCUUUCGGCUUUGUCUUCUACUUCUUAACCUUCAUUAGAGAUUUUCAGCGAGUUACUUUACGGAUAUCAACAGAAAUGCACGAAGACUUCUGAUAGGAGAGACAUUAUAGGUUUUUUUUCAAUGAACAUUAUAUAGAGUUUUUUUUCUUACUGAAGAAAAUGAUGCAGAGAAACAGGGCUUUUCAGUGCUGACAUGAAACCCACUUCAAUCAACUUUGCAAUCUAUAUAAUCAUAUCUACAAAACCUUUUGGUUUUUUUUUAAACGAAGAAUAUUUUUAAGUUUCCUUUUCCCCUAUAAGGGUUCUCUUUAGUCUGUGUCCUUGCAAUAUUUUGUAUUUUUAUACCGUUUGAUAAUUAAAAAGAAUACGAAAAGGUGACCUGCAUUUUCAAAGUCUUUCAUACGUGUAGAGGCUCCUCAACUCUUCUUUAUUGGACACAUUCUUGUUUUCCAUUUGUAAUCAUCUUAUUCAUAACAAUAAUCUUGAACUGAAAGGAAAAACAUGAUUUGCAUGUUACGAGCAGACAGAUGUAUUUUUCAAAGGCCUAUAGAUUUAUGGUUACAGUAUUCCAUGAUUUAUAAUCCCCAUUCAGGAUAACAGGAUAAGUAUUUUGUAUUGAAAGUUUGAACUGUUUGUAUUGCCUGAAAAAUAUUUCUGUUCAUCAGCUUAAGUUAUUUUGUAAGACUAUGAGAAGGUUAACACCUCCUUUCAGUGGUGGCUAUGAGAAGCAUAGUACUGACUAAUGAAGCGGGAAGGAAAGCAUAGUACAAUAUUAGUUUUCUGAAAGAUCAGGAAAACUGGAAGGUUUAGCAUGUUACUGCCAACUUUGUAGCAGGGCAAAAUUAUUCCAAUGUAUAUGCAUUAGUCAGUGACAGUGGAAGGAAGAGAGCUUAUUCUACAGUCAUAAAGAAGUGAGGGAGUGGGAGAAGGAAAGCACUAAUGCAUUAGCAGGUUUAGUUUAUAGGAAUUGAUGGUCAUUACUGAGGGGCUUUUGAGGUUGGAAUAUGCCAUGUUUGCUGCUAACAUUUUUUUUGCCAUUAACAUUUUUAAUUUUUUUAAAGAGUUCUUUGUCAAUUGAAAAAUCUGCAAUGAGUUCAUUAUACUAAUCAAAGAUCAUAUCGUAUUACAACCAACCAGAUUCUUGUGUUUUCUGGUAUUGGAAACCAGCAAUAUUCUCUAUGGAGUGUAGAAAAAAAGGAAGCAUUUAUACUUGUUCACCAGCCUCUUAUCGUGCACUAAUCACACUGCUAUUAGUCUGGCUAGCAAAAAUCAGAAUUGUCAUGACAACAAUCAUAUGUAGAAAUGUUGAUAAUUGGCGAGUAUGGAUUCAUUUUCUAUCAGAUGUCUGGUCAGUUAUCAGUUGAGAGUGAUGUUUAAGACUUGUUAGCUGCUAUGUGUCCUUUAAUAAGUAUAUUAAACCUAAUACCUUGUCAGUUGAGUGUCUCAGUUUCUUUGACUAAAAACUCAAAAAGAGGUUUUUUAGGUUCUGCCUGUUAAAGUAGAGAGACUUUCUUUCUACUUAACAGCACAAGAGCCCUUGCUCAGCCUGUGUUGAGAGCCAGUAUGGAUGGUUUUUAACUGGUCCAUUCUUCCAUUUGAGCAAUUUUUUUCGUUCCUUUUUACUCCUGGUCUCGUGCAUUUCUGAGGUGCUUUGCUCUGUAUCAUUCUAACUGGAAUGAGACUUGGCACUCUGCCUAAAUAAGUGAUUGAGAACCACUGGGCUAAAAGUGCUCUACUUUUUCCUCUGGGAAACUCAGUCUCUGAAGGCACAGCCCAAACACUACAAAUGCCAGCAGUCCUAGGAUAAGGUAUGUUUUUGCCAGAAAACAUCUUCUCCGUCUUCUGUCUUAGCUCAUCGUUUGGUGUAAUACUUCUAAGGCAAAACAAAAAAAAAAUCUCAAUAAAUAAAAUUUGUACUAGAAAUGUCUUGACAUUCAUUAACUCAAUAAGCUGGAUAUAGUGAUCAGUUUAUAGUACUUAAUUUUUACCUGGCCAAGAAAUAAAUAUAGACAUGCAAUAGGAACUGAAAUUCUUUAAAGUUGGUGUCAAACUGGUUUAACCCUCCUCAGGCCAGAUCCAGACUUCAGAG